AUGUCUCCGGAUGUCUGGACGCGGUCUGCGGAAUCAAGCACCUAUCUGGGUUUAGGUAGUACCGCUAGUAAAUUUACUAGUGGUUAUCCAAGGCGGAACGGAAAGUGGGCCAAGGAAAGAAGUCGGGACGGAUCUCCAAAGCAUAUCCUUGAGCGAGGACGCGAUCACACGCAACGACGACUGGGCGCGUCGCCAGCGACCCAUCCUCCCUCGACGACAAUCCAUAUCCACAUCUCUGGGGAGACAAAAAGACCCACGAGGAUGGUUGUCGGGAUGACGGGUGCGACGGAAGCUGCGUAUGCCAUUCGCAUGCUAGCAAUUCUACGCCAACUCCGUGUCGAGACUCGUCUCGCUCCCAGCAAUUGGGCGAUGGCUACUUUGCAGUACGAAACCUUCAUAUCUGAGGCUGAGCGCCUGGUGUUACCCUGA
Messenger RNA from Aspergillus bombycis, 429 nucleotides. RefSeq lists its product as uncharacterized. Gene Ontology annotation, molecular function: catalytic activity. The record is from RefSeq and is a predicted model, not a curated record. Bases 1 to 429 code for a protein of 142 amino acids. The transcript has a single exon. NCBI's taxonomy places the organism in Eukaryota, Fungi, Ascomycota, Eurotiomycetes, Eurotiales, Aspergillaceae.